Messenger RNA from Labrus mixtus (cuckoo wrasse), 3070 nucleotides. It is a transcript of the gene lipea, whose product is annotated as lipase, hormone-sensitive a. The transcript is spliced from 11 exons. Gene Ontology annotation, cellular component: cytosol. Bases 181 to 2361 code for a protein of 726 amino acids. Gene Ontology annotation, molecular function: sterol ester esterase activity; triacylglycerol lipase activity. NCBI's taxonomy places the organism in Eukaryota, Metazoa, Chordata, Actinopteri, Labriformes, Labridae. The record is from RefSeq and is a predicted model, not a curated record. Gene Ontology annotation, biological process: triglyceride catabolic process; cholesterol metabolic process.
CCCAUUCACUGGGCCUUUCAGGAGCCCGGCCAUUUCUCCGGGCGGGCCUGUACUUGGCACCCAUUUAACUUAAGAUCCAUCGUAAAAGAAAACAAACUUCCCCCAAUUAGGUCUUUAAAAGGGAAGAAAUAGGAAACACCUCAGAAACAUCUACAGUGGAGGAUCACUGUCAGAAAGGAAAUGUUUGUACAUAUAUGUGAAAGCAGAGUUAACAAAUCAGACUCAGAUAUGGAUUACAAGCUUGUGUUCGCUGCCCUGGAGACAGUAUGUGUAGACAAUAUUUCUAUUCUGGGUGGGCCUUCUGAUUUGCCGUACGGCGCUGUUGCUACGCGCCUGGUCACAUGUAUGAAGCAAAUUCAGGAGCAUGGUCGAGUCCUGGAGCCUGUGGUCGCCGGCUUCACAGCCGUCUACCACCAUUAUGACUUUGACGAACAAACGCCUGGGAAUGGCUACCGCACACUUGUCAAGGUCUUGCAGUCUUGCCUUAUGCACAUCAUUCACAAAGGCCGUUACAUCGCCUCAAACUACAACAAUGCCUUCUUCAGGGCGGACCACAAUGCCUCUGAGAUGGAAGCGUACUGCAAUGCUCUUUGCCAGCUGCGCGCCCUGCUCCACCUCGCCCAGCGUCUGAUCAACGAUAACGCUUAUGGACAGCUGAACUCCUUCCAGGACGGGGACCUGAGCAAAAGGUUUGUGCAGGAGUACAGCUCCAUGCACAAAGCCUGUUUCUAUGGCCGCUGCCUCGGCUUCCAGUACGCGCCGGCUCUGCGUCCAUUCUUACAGACAAUUGUCAUAAGCAUGGUGUCAUAUGGAGAGACGUAUGGUAAACAGCAGUCUGGUUUGGGUAUAGCAGCUCUUUCACUUCUCACAUCAGGGAAAUACGUCAUUGAUCCAGAGCUUCGAGGGGCAGAGUUUGAACGCAUUACACAAAACCUGGACAUGCAGUUCUGGAAGUCUUUCUGGAACAUCACAGAGUCCAACCUUUUAACAGGCUUUAGCAGAAUAGCAUCCAUCCCAGUGCAGGUGAACUUCACCAUGACUGUGCCUCCUGUAUCUCUGAGCCUCCCGCUGGCCUCAGACCCCAGCCUUACAGCCACUGUGUCACCUCCAUUAGCCCACUGGGGCCCCGGGCCAGUCCACAUGCGUCUCAUCUCCUAUGAGAUUCGAGAAGGACAGGACAGUGAAGAGCUGCUGGCUUUGUCUCGUAGUGACCCUCCUCCCAUCACUGCGUCCCAACUCCCCUGGGUGCAGAAGCAACCGCUCUCCCCUUGGCUUAUCCUACACAUCCAUGGAGGUGGCUUUGUGGCCCAGACCUCCAAAUCCCACGAGAACUAUCUCCGGACGUGGUCGAAGGAGCUGAACGUUCCUAUCCUCUCUGUGGAUUAUUCUCUGUCACCUGAAGCACCUUUCCCCAGAGCUCUGGAGGAAUGUUUCUACGCCUACUGCUGGGCUCUGAAAAACUGUCAUCUGCUGGGCUCAACGGCAGAGCGUGUGUGUCUGGCAGGUGACAGCGCUGGAGGAAACCUCUGCAUCACUUUGUCCAUGAAGGCAAUGUCCUGCGGCAUCCGAGUUCCCGACGGCAUUAUGGCCGCCUACCCCGCCACCUUGCUCACCACAGAUGCCUCGCCCUCCCGCCUGCUCACGCUCAUCGAUACGCUGCUGCCUCUAGGUGUUCUUGCGAAGUGCAUCAAUGCCUAUGCAGGUACAGACUGUCAGACGGUGCAGCCUGCAGUGGUUAGCAGCAGUCUGAGCGCUCUGGGUAGAGAAACCGCCGUGCUGCUCAGCGACCUCACCCAGGGAGCCUCCAACUGGAUCCAGUCUUUCCUGGACCCUGGGCGGACUUCAGGUGGAACGCGUUCUCUGUCGUCAUCACAGAGGAGGCUCCAAAACAACGAAACGAAUGGGACGUCUGCUCACAGCUCCAAACAAAACUGUGCAGAUCACGUAGAGUAUCCAGAGGGCUUUCAGCCGCUGCGAUCAGAAUGCCUGGCUUUCGUUCACCCUACGUCCUGCCCCGUCAUCAAGAACCCGUUUGUAUCACCUCUGCUCGCUCCAAACAACCUGCUCAGAGGGCUGCCGCCUGUUCACAUAGUGGCCUCUGCCCUGGAUGCCUUGCUGGAUGACUCUGUGAUGUUUGCCAAGAAGCUGCGGGACAUGGGCCAGCCUGUGAGUCUCACGGUGGUGGAGGACCUACCUCACGGCUUCCUCAGCCUUACACAGCUCUCCAAGGAGACGGAGGCCGCUUCAGCGAUCUGUUUAGAGCAAAUGAGGACGAUUUUUCAGCAAGAAAAUCCAACGCCUUCCCUUCACAGACGGACUAAUCUGCAAGAGACUUCCAUGAGUACAAAUCAUUCAGGGUGAGGCAGUCAUAGGAUGGAUGAGAAAGAGAUGUUCUAUGAUGCAAAGGGAGAGAUGCAAUAAAUUAAGGAAAAGGAAGAAAAAAAGUCAGAGGGAAUUAUGAGGAUUCAGCAAAGACUGUAAAACCGGGGGACGCUUAGGGAGGCUGCACUUGAAAACUAUAACGCACAGCAUUCACCUUCAGCAGCAAUCAUUGAAAAAACUUCACCAUAACCAGCUCUAACAUGACUCACAAAAGGAAAGAUUUCAGUAUUUUUCUACCUAUAAAUACAACACAAACCCCAGUGAAAUGUACAUUGAUGGAAUACAGACCAUAACCAGCCCAUGCAGUCAAAUCUUAACUGAUGCACAGUAUGUCAGUGGUGGGAGCUGUGGUGCCUUAAAUUCAAAGUGAUGCUGUAUUUGACAUACAUGGAGAAAAGCUUUGCAUACGUCAACAAACUGACCAAGCGCAAAGGUUUACUUUUAUAGGUAUAUAAGCUGAUGCACUGUAUUAUUAUUGUUUUAUUUAGUAUUAAUCUAUAACUUGGCUUUGCCAGUUUGUCAUUUGUUUACAAUACAUUGAUAACUAGGCUUUUACCUUCUGUUUACCAGCAGUAUGUAAAUGUUGACGUUAAAGUAUCUUGUAAUACUGUACAUUAAAUAUGAUCUUUUCUUAAUAUAACUAUUUAUCACUGUUAUAUUUUAAGCCUGAAUUAAAUAAAAACAGAAA